This is a messenger RNA of Bufo gargarizans (Asiatic toad), 3538 nucleotides long. It is a transcript of the gene PLXDC2, whose product is annotated as plexin domain containing 2. The record is from RefSeq and is a predicted model, not a curated record. The transcript has 12 exons. NCBI's taxonomy places the organism in Eukaryota, Metazoa, Chordata, Amphibia, Anura, Bufonidae. Bases 3 to 1259 code for a protein of 418 amino acids.
AUAUGGAUCACAAGUAUUAUAUGUCAAGAAUUUUUGGACCAUUGGAUUCUGCUAGUCGGGAUUUAUGGGUCAAUAUCGAUCAGAUGGAAAAAGAAAAAGUAAAGAUUCAUGGGAUUCUCUCAAAUACUCAUCGACAAGCUGCUAGAGUGAACCUGUCUUUUGAUUUUCCAUUCUAUGGCCAUUUUCUACGUGAAAUCACAGUGGCAACUGGAGGUUUUAUAUAUACCGGGGAAGUGGUUCAUCGGAUGCUCACGGCAACACAAUAUAUUGCUCCCUUGAUGGCCAAUUUUGAUCCAAGCGUGUCCAGAAAUUCUACAGUCAGAUACUUUGACAAUGGAACCGCCCUUGUGGUCCAGUGGGACCAUGUCCAUCUGCAAGACAACUACAGCCUCGGCAGCUUCACCUUUCAGGCCACCUUGAUCAAUGAUGGUCGAAUAGUGUUUGGAUACAAGGAGAUACCAGUACCUGUGGUGGAAAUAAGCUCUACCAAUCAUCCUGUGAAAGUUGGCCUCUCAGAUGCUUUUGUUGUGGUCCAUAAGAUUCAACAGAUUCCUAAUGUUCGCAGAAGAACAAUCUUCGAAUAUCACAGGGUGGAACUAGAUAUGUCUAAGAUUACCAACUACUCUGCAGUCGAGAUGCUGCCUCUUCCAACUUGUCUCCAGUUUAACAGCUGCGGUACCUGUGUCAGAUCCCAAAUUGGUUUCAACUGCAGCUGGUGCAAUAAUCUCCAAAGAUGUUCCAGUGGUUUUGAUCGCCAUCGGCAAGACUGGGUUGAAAAUGGCUGUCCUGAAGAGUCCAAAGAGAAGAUCUGUGAAGAUUUCUUAGAAACCACCACAGCCCCACGUCACACCACCGGUAGAACGCAAGUAACAACAUCAAGACAUUAUACCACAACGUCAAGAUUAAUAACAUCUCAUCUACCAAGCAGCAUUCCUACAGAGGAUGACACAAAGAUUGCGCUGCAUCUCAAGGACAAUGGAGCCUCGACAGAUGACAGUGCAGCGGAGAAGCAGCGCGGGUCUUUGCACACAGGAUUAAUUAUAGGCAUACUUGUACUGGUUCUGGUGGUUGUUGCUGCCAUCCUUGUAACAAUUUACAUGUACCAUCAUCCGAUGUCUUCUGCUAGUCUCUUUUUCAUUGAGAGACGCCCAAGCCGGUGGCCAGCAAUGAAGUUUAGGAGGGGAUCAGGGCAUCCUGCAUAUGCUGAAGUAGAACCUGUUGGAGAAAAAGAAGGCUUCAUUGUAUCAGAGCAAUGCUGAGUUUAUCGAACAAUGCACCAGUACUGGUUUCUGGUGAAAUGACGUUGAAUUUUUGCAUAUAUUUUCCAGGAAAAAUAAUGCUGUCAGCUACCUAUCCAGAGACAGAAAGAGUAUUUCUCAUGAUCUCCGAUCUAAAAGAAAAAUUCCUUUGCUCUGAAGUUCAAAUGCUACUCAUGGUAGUCUUCCUAUUGUGGAAUUAAGUAGUACGUCCUGGGCAACCUGGACAACAGUAGUGAAUGGACAAGGACUCUUCUACUGGCUUCAGAAGAUACUUUCAACAAGAGAUCUCUAUGGAAAAUGUUUGUAAAUCUUACUUGGGCAAGUGUUUGUUCAGCUCUAGCAAAUGCUAUUGAGCAGGCAAAAGCAACAUGUUAGCAUUGAGGUUUAAGGUGUUCUCGUGCUUCUGGAUAAGUGAACCUUUUUACAGACAGUACACAUAGACAUCAGUGACCCAGAUACAUGGCCAUGACGCAAAAAGUGGUUUAUUGCUGUCUACUUAGUAUUGUGCUUUAUAUAAAUAUUCCAAAUGUGGCCAAAGUGAUAUUCAGUUUUCAUUUAUUUAUAUCCAAAAAUAAGUACCGGCCUGCGAUUACAGUGGUCAUUAAAAUUCUAGGUGCAUUUUUGAAUGAGUGUGGGGUUGCAGACAAUGGGUAACAUUUACAAAGGUUCAAAUAAUUAGGGGGAAUUUAUCAUCAUAAGUGUAUUUGAAGUUAUUUUUAAGAAUGGAGUUGCUAUGCUAACCUGCACCAAAUUUAUGAACAUGAGGCAUGUUUUCUUUAUAAAUUCAUUUCAAGUGCAAUAUUGUUGCACCAGUUUCAGUAAAAGUACAUCUAGGGGCUACCUGGCGUUGAGUUGCAACUGGCUGCAACUUUAUUUGCAAUAUUUUAAAAGUUGCACUUCAUAAAUGUGACUUAAAGGGUAUGUAUACCUAUGGGAAACAUUUUUUAUGAUUGCUUUUUACUCAUUUUGGGCUAAAAAUAAUUUUUACAGUUGGUCUUUAUUAAAAUUGUUUAGCCCCUGUCUCUGUUUAGGCUUGAGAUUCUCUAGUGGCAUGUUCUGAGUGUUUACUUUAUCUCUGGCCUCCUAAACACUCAUCAUAGCUCUAUUCUUAUCUUAGUGAUAAGAAUGUGGCUUAAAAAAGUGUUUAGAACCUUUUAGUAAUUUAUAGAUAAUGUUUAUUAGAUGACCGGCAGUUAACCCUUUGUGACAGAAGGUCUUAAUAUUUUUAAUAAAGACCAAUUGAAGAAAAAAAUUGUAGCCCAAAAUGAGUAAAAUGCUAUUAUUUUAAAAGAAAGUUGCCUCAGAAUGUGUACAUAGCCUUUAAAUGUGAUCUACUGAAAAAAACUGACCAACUUCUUACUCCACUUCUGAAAAAAUGCAAAGGCGCAGCUCACCAAAAGCUACAUCACUUGCGAUAUUUUUAACGCCACAAAACAAGUACAGCAGAAAUGAUAAAUGCCUCCCUUAGGCUACCGGCACACUGGUGCAGGUUUACAAACAGAAAAUCUGCACUGAUUUCUGUGCGUAUUUCAGUGUGUUUCCGUAUGUUUUACUUGGUGCUGAUUUGAUGCGGUUUUGGUGCAGAUCUCACCUUUUGCAUUGAAAAUCCGCACAAAGAAUUGACAUACUUCGGAUUUCAAAAUCCACAUGCAAUAAAAAAGCAACAUGUACAUGAGAUUUAUGUGAUCUCAUACAAUUUGCAGCAUUUUUUCUGUGCAGAUUUUCACGUUUAAUCCGCAACGUGUGCAGGCAGCCUUAGUGUCAGCCAUUGGCUGCAUGGUGACCUUUUGGGUAAGGUGUUAUCCAUGGUUCUGAAAAAGAUUCUCUGGCUAGAGGAUGUAAAUUGCUGCAUUGCAGAUGACAACAUGGGUUAAAUAAGGCAAAAUAAUUGAUGUCAUAUUAGAAUGCUCUCCUUGGGAAGAAGAAAAUUGGUUGCUUGCACACGUAUUCAUCCCAGCAAGCUUCUAUCUAUCUAGAUACAGCCAAACAGCUCUCUAGUACUUUAUAUUAUCUGAACGCGAUGGGCCAGACUUUGGCCUAUUGUUUUCUUACAAAAGCUCCAUAAAUUGUUCACGAUGCAUGCUGUGUAGUAGAAACUGUUCCCCAGAAACAAUAAAAAUACAUGUAGAAGUACAGUAUAUUGAGUAUACACUUUUACUGCAGUCAUUAUCUGAAAUAUAAAAUCAACUCAGCUGGCCUUUGCAAAUGUUGCCCAAAGUCUUCUCAGGAACAUUUCUAGAAAUGCUAUGUCUUCAACAGAUCAACUUAUAAUAAUAAAC